Molecule: messenger RNA, 1401 nt
Organism: Micropterus salmoides (largemouth bass)
Lineage: Eukaryota; Metazoa; Chordata; Actinopteri; Centrarchiformes; Centrarchidae
Product: structural maintenance of chromosomes protein 6-like
Exons: 7
Coding region: 130-969 (279 amino acids)
Biological process (GO): double-strand break repair via homologous recombination
Cellular component (GO): Smc5-Smc6 complex; site of double-strand break; nucleus
Molecular function (GO): single-stranded DNA binding; damaged DNA binding
Source: RefSeq, a predicted model, not a curated record
UUGUUCCAAAAAGUUGCUCUGCCAGAGUCAUUUGGUGGUGAUUCUCGGCUGCCCACAGGAGCUCAUGUGGUCGUGCUUUGUGUGCUUGUCCUACUAAAGGAGGAGCUGAGCAAGACUGAUCAGGAGGUGAUGAAAUGCAAGCAUCACAAGAAACACUAUGACGAAAAACGCAGUGCCCAUCUCCAAAACAUACAGACCCUGGAGGCCAGCCUGGAAAGCAAGGAGCAGGAACUACAGAUAUCUGUCGCCAAGGCCACAGAAAUCUGUCCCAAGCGCCUGGAAGGACGACGGAACGCCAGGAGUCUGGACAGUGAGAUCAGCCGCCUCAAGGUUAAGAUCACGACCCAGCAGGAACAACAGGGUGACCGGGAGGAGGUUGUGAGGCAGUACCACGAGGCUCUGGAGAACUACAAGAACAUGGCACAGCAAAUGAAGAACCUCAACAGCUUCAUCAAAAGUCUGGAUAGUGUCAUGAACCACAGACUCCAGGUUUAUGCUGAGCUCCGGAGGUUCCUCUCGGCCCGCUGUAAAUACUACUUUGAUAGCAUGCUGGCUCAAAGAGGCUACACUGGAAGUAUGACCUUUGACCACAAGAAUGAAACCCUCUCCAUCUCAGUGCAGCCAGGCCAGGGAAACAAGGCUGACUUGAGUGACAUGCGCUCCCUGUCCGGAGGCGAGCGCUCCUUCUCCACUGUGUGCUUUGUCCUCUCUCUGUGGGCCAUCACAGAGGCGCCUUUCCGCUGCCUUGACGAGUUUGAUGUUUACAUGGACAUGGUGAACAGGAGGAUAUCAAUGGACAUGAUGCUGAAGGUGGCUGCUGGUCAGCGCUACAGACAGUUCAUUUUCCUCACCCCACAAAGCAUGAGUUCUCUCCCAGUGAGUAAGAUAAUCCGCAUCCUCCGUCUGAAAGAUCCAGACCGCUGCCAAAACAACAAUGCACAAAGAAGUCAAGACGACGAGGACCAGUAAUAUAGCUAGCUCGUAAUAUAAAAUCAAAUGAGGUAAUGAGACCACUAGCAGGCGUUAAGACCCUCCACCAAUCAGGGCAAGAUAGGGUUGUGUGCCAUUUUCUGGGAACAUUUGUGUUGCAAAAGUGCAGCCACAUGUUGUUCUGUUCCCAUCAGAGUUUUUGUUUUGUUUUUGUUUUUUUCCUCUGUGUUCAAAAGGUAAUAAUUGUUCAAAGGUCUGUUUAGUAGGCAGUCCCGUAACUGUUUUGUACUAUAGUGCUGCAUUCAAGCACCAAUAAAAUGUUGGCACUGUUAGUUUGAGGGGCACUGCACAUGGAGGCGAAGUAUUUUUAUAUCCCCUGCCAAAAUACCUGUUUAAAGGCACAUUGAAGAAGUUAAUGAUGUCACUGUAAGUAAUAUUUAAUUUUCAUUAAACCACACGUUAAGAGACAAA